This is a messenger RNA of Daucus carota subsp. sativus, 1044 nucleotides long. Its product is annotated as large ribosomal subunit protein uL2m. NCBI's taxonomy places the organism in Eukaryota, Viridiplantae, Streptophyta, Magnoliopsida, Apiales, Apiaceae. Gene Ontology annotation, biological process: mitochondrial translation. Gene Ontology annotation, molecular function: RNA binding; structural constituent of ribosome. The transcript has 3 exons. The record is from RefSeq and is a predicted model, not a curated record. Bases 170 to 877 code for a protein of 235 amino acids. Gene Ontology annotation, cellular component: ribosome; mitochondrial large ribosomal subunit.
UACGCCGAUCGGCCGAUGCUUCUGCACGCGAGUAGAAACACAAAUAACUCUUGUUCUCACUGUCCCCCUGUUAUUUGUAACUAGUACUCUUCUUAAGCUUUCAAAUCACUCAUGCCCAUUUCAUAGCUUUUGAUACCCAGAGUUGGUAAAAACUUGAGUAGUUAGUAAAAUGGCAGCAAUUUUCAGGGCUCGCAAAGUGUCCUCAACCCUGUUCUGCAAUUUCCUUCGUACUCCCAUCCGCCAGUUCACUGCUGCUUCCGAUGCUACUGCUACAAAAUCAUCUUCGAGUAAUCCAAUGUCCAAUCACGCUGUAUGUUCCCUGGUCUUGAGCACAUCAACAAUGCAAGUCGGAACUAAAAUCCACAACAUCAGUGCGGGUACCUCACAGUCAGCUUUGACAAACCCAAUAUUCAGUCUUGACAUAAGCUCACAAUUUGGAAGCUGCAUGCCUAUUUCAAUGAUGCGAAUUGGGACCCUAAUCCACAACAUCGAAUUGAGACCUGGCGAAGGAGGCAAACUGGUGCGAGCAGCAGGCACUGCUGCAAAAAUACUGAAAGAGCCAUCAGCAUCUAAGUACUGUUUGAUCAGAUUACCGUCUGGGAGAGAGAAACUAAUUGAUACAAGCUGCCGGGCAACAAUAGGGACUGUAUCAAACCCUGAACACGGUACAAAGAGACUUAGAAAAGCUGGUCACAGUCGAUGGCUUGGAAGGAGACCAGUGGUGAGAGGAGUGGCCAUGAAUCCUGUAGACCAUCCUCAUGGAGGAGGGGAGGGGAAGAGUAAAAGUAGUGGUGGUCAUGGAGGGGUUUCAAGAACUCCCUGGGGAAAGCCUACUAAAAGUGGGUACAAGACUGGGCCUCUUAAAAGAAGAAAAUAGUUUUUUGUUUUCCGGGUAUGUGCUUUUUCUGUGGUUCAAGUACCCUAUAACUUUCGAGAAUAAAAUUACCAAAUUUGAUUUUGACAUGUGACUAGAUUAUUGAUAUAUUUGCUCGGUAUGAUGUUAUUGUGGGAUUCAGGCAGUUAUGAUAUAACUGUAAUUUCUUG